This is a messenger RNA of Exserohilum turcica Et28A, 276 nucleotides long. RefSeq lists its product as uncharacterized. The record is from RefSeq and is a predicted model, not a curated record. The transcript is spliced from 3 exons. Gene Ontology annotation, cellular component: proteasome complex; proteasome regulatory particle, lid subcomplex. Gene Ontology annotation, biological process: mRNA export from nucleus; proteasome assembly; double-strand break repair via homologous recombination. The coding region runs from base 1 to 276 and encodes 91 amino acids. NCBI's taxonomy places the organism in Eukaryota, Fungi, Ascomycota, Dothideomycetes, Pleosporales, Pleosporaceae.
AUGUCCGGCUCAGCACAAGGAAGCAACGACAUGAAGAAGGCCGUCGUCGGCGACUCCAAGAACGGCGAGCAACCGCUUGCGCCCGAGAAGAAGGCCGCCACACAAUUAGAGGAGGACGACGAGUUUGAGGACUUUCCCGUAGAGGACUGGACAGAAGAGGAGACGCAAAUCCCCAACGGCAACACACACCUCUGGGAGGAGAGCUGGGACGAUGAUGACACAAAUGAUGAGUUUGCUGUACAGCUGAGGGAGGAGCUGAAGAAGCUUGGCAAAUGA